CCAUGGACACAGAGCAGACAGGACGGAUGGACGCCGCUGGUCACUGGCAUCGCUGCCAUCUUCUGGUUAUGGAACCAACACUCCCAGCUCAACAGUCUCAUCAUCCUGCUCAUCUCAGGAGAAGCUGCACCAGCUGCCAUUUCAGCCGACAGCGGACGAGCUGCACUUCCUGACCAAGCACUUCAGCACCGAGAACAUCACCGAUGAGGAAGGCCGCCAGUCUCCAGCCAUGCGUCCCCGCUCCCGCAGCCUCAGUCCUGGCCGUUCGCCAAUCUCAUAUGAUGGAGAGAUAGUAAUGAUGAACCACGUCUACAAGGAGCGGUUCCCUAAGGCCACGGCUCAGAUGGAGGAGAGGCUGGCGGACUUCAUCACCAGCAAUGCCCCUGAGAAUAUCCUGCCCCUGGGCGAUGGGGUCCUGAGUUUCAUCCAUCAUCAGGUGAUCGAACUGGCCCGCGACUGCCUGGGCAAAUCCCGCGACGGGCUGAUCACUUCCCGCUACUUCUAUGAGCUGCAGGAGAACCUGGAGAAGCUGCUGCAGGAUGCCCACGAGCGAUCCGAGAGCUCAGACGUCACAUUCGUGACCCAACUGGUAAAGAAACUAAUGAUCAUCAUCGCCCGGCCGGCCCGACUCCUGGAGUGUCUGGAGUAUGACCCGGAGGCAUUCUACCAUCUCCUGGAGGCAGCAGAAGGCCAUGCCAAGGAAGGAGGAGGCAUCAAAUCUGACAUCCCCCGCUACAUCAUCAGCCAACUGGGGCUCAACAGGGAUCCCCUGGAGGUGUUUAAAAGUUUGUGGACUGUUGAUUAUGUGGAAAUAAGGACAGGAGCGUCUUCGGGGCCCGUAGUGCUGCUGCAUUGGCCGCACCGCACAGACCAUCCUACAUCUGCUUCUGUCUUUCCACUAGAUGAGAUUGCAUGGCCGGACGGGGAGGAUGCUCUGCCGGGCGACGCUCAGGAUCUCAUCUCCAGGCUUCUCCACCAGAGCCCACUGGAGCGUUUGGGGACAGGAGGAGCCUACGAGGUGAAGCAGCAUGGUUUCUUCAAGGAUCUGGACUGGAACGGGCUACUCCGGCAGAAGGCAGAAUUCAUUCCCCAGCUGGAAUCGGAGGACGACACCAGUUACUUUGACACUCGCUCUGAGCGCUAUCAACAUGUGGACUCUGAGGAGGAGGAUGACACCAAUGAUGAAGAUUGCGUGGAGAUUAGGCAGUUUUCCUCCUGCUCCCCGAGAUACAGCAAGGUCUACAGCAGCAUGGAGCGUCUGUCUAUCCAUGAAGAGAAGACCACCCCACCUACAAAGCGCAGUCUCAGUGAGGAAAAGGAUGAUAAACUGGAUUGCCUGGGUGGUCUUAAGAACAGAGACCGAGGCUGGGUCCUUGGAUCCCCCGAAAUACUCCGCAAGCGCCUGUCUGCCUCAGAGUCAUCACAUACAGAAAGUGACUCCAGCCCUCCCCUCACGGCACGCCGGCGCUGCUCUGCUCUGGUGGACAUGCCACGCUUUGCCAUCUCCGCAGAAGAGGAGCCACGCUCUCAGAAGAAACUACUUCAAGACGUUUUAUCAUCCACACCAUUUUCCCGAGAAGGAUCUGUCCUUCUGCAGCCAGUGGAGAGGGAGCUGAAACUAGAUGAAGAGCUGGCACCAAACACGCCAUCAUCGACCAUCAGUAACAGCAGCUCCACCACAUUGACUGCUGGCAGCACAGCCGACUUCUCUGACAUAAUCACCAUGGACACCCCGGAUGCCACCGCUCCAAAAGCCACUAGUGAUCUGGCUGUUCGGAGAGCCCGUCACCGUCUGCUUUCAGGAGACUCCAUUGAAAAGCGCACCUCUCGUCCGGUCAAUAAAGUCGUUAAGUCCGCCUCUGCCACCGCCCUGUCACUGAUGAUACCUUCCGAUCACCAUUCGUGUUCUCCUCUGGUGAGCCCCAUGUCUCCGCAUUCUCUGUCCUCCAACCCAUCGUCACGUGACUCGUCUCCAAGCAGAGAUUUCUCCCCGGCUGUCUCCCACCUGAAGCCUCCAAUACUCAUCCAUCGGGCAGGGAAGAAGUAUGGAUUCACCCUGAGAGCCAUCAGAGUCUACAUGGGAGAGAGUGACGUGUACACCGUCCACCAUAUGGUCUGGAACGUGGAAGACGAUGGUCCCGCUCACGAGGCAGGCCUACGAGAAGGCGACCUGAUCACUCAUGUGAAUGGAGAGCCUGUCCAUGGACUGGUCCAUACUGAAGUGGUGGAGCUGAUCCUAAAGAGUGGCAGUAAAGUUUCCAUAUCCACCACCCCCUUUGAAAACACUUCAAUCAAAGUCGGACCAGCUCGGAAAGCGAGUCACAAGGCAAAAAUGGCGCGACGCAACAAGAAGGUGACAAAAGAAGGGCAGGAGAGUAAGAAGAAGUGUUCCCUGUUCCGGAAGAUUGCAAAACAAGCGUCCCUCCUCCACACCAGCCGCAGCCUGUCUUCCCUCAACCGUUCACUGUCAUCUGGAGAAAGCGUCCCGGGAUCUCCCACCCAUGCCCUGUCUCCUCGCUCGCCAACCCAAAGCUACAGGUCAACCCCAGACUCUGCACACUCAGUUGGUGGCAAUUCAUCCCAGAGCAGUUCUCCAAGCUCCAGUGUGCCCAAUUCCCCUGCCAGCUCCGGGCACAUCCGGCCCAGCUCUCUGCAUGGGCUGGCACCAAAGCUUCAGCGGCAGUACCGGUCCCCGAGGAGGAAAUCUGCUGGGAAUAUACCACUCUCCCCUUUGGCACAUACACCUUCACCUACAUCCCAGUCCACCUCCCCACCGCGCUCUCCCUCACCGUUACCCGGGCACAGCCUUGGUAACUGUAACCUUCUUCAGUCAUUUCCGGUUAAGCUGCAUUCCUCACCACCACUUGUCCGACAGAUUUCAAGACCAAAGAGCGCAGAACCUCCCCGGUCUCCUCUGCUGAAAAGGGUCCAGUCUGCAGAAAAGUUGUCUGGCUCUUUGUCGUUGGAGAAGAAGCUGCCUUCCUCUCGUAAGCACAGCCUGGACAUCUCCCACUCAGACUUUAAGAAAGAGCUGAUACAGAGAGACUUGAGUUUGCAAUGUUUACCAGAGUCCAUGAGUGAGAGCGGAGGGAAGGUCGGACUUGCAGAAAAGGGAACUUUACAGAAACCUUCGCGAAAACUGGGCGCUAUCCGGCAAGACAGGGUGGAGAGGCGAGAGUCUCUGCAAAAGCAGGAGGCCAUACGAGAAGUGGAUUCCUCUGAAGACGAAACUGAUGAUGGGUCCGAGGAUAGUCAGGAUGGAAAGAGACUGGACAGGUCAAAGUUCAGGAACGACCAGGAUUUUGGUUCUGGUUUUGGCAAUGAAAAAGAUUCUUUCCAGACUCGUCCUAAGAGCAGAAGUGAUGAUGAUUACUCCUUCCUUCCCUUCAUCUCCAGGAGCCGAAGUGAACCCAAAACCCCACUUGCACCCACCCCUGAUGCCACCCCAAAUAAAUGGUCAUCCUAUAAGUCUAAAACACUUCCAGAAACUUUCCUGGAGUCAGCUGCCCAAGUACUAAAGCACAAACCCAACAUAAGUGAAGAUACAGAGGUGCUUACUGAACCACUCCAGCUUCUGAGCCAAGAGGGCAGCCAGAAGAGCUGCAGGAAGACAUCUUGUGAUGCCCAACCUGUUGUAUCUCCUCUAAAGCAGCCUGGGACCAACAGCUACCUACCUGUUAAGGAAAGUUUAGAGGUGGCAAAAUCUACUCGGAGUUCCCCAACACAACCAGCAUUUUGUCCUGUAGCUGCUCCUGAAGCCGUGCACUGCUCUGCACCCAAAGAUCUCUGCCCAGCCGAUGUGCAAUACAGCUCUGCGGACAGUGACCACACACAAUGCACUUUAAUGAACAAAGCGAGCACAGGUGACACGGCAGGUGCAGUCUCCUCCAAAGGGUUCAGUGAUGAAGCUGCAGUCUCUUCUCUCCUCCCCACAGUCUCCAAAAGUGUCUUGGGACCAGUAAAGCUCCACAUACCUGGAACAAAGGAAAGUGGAGACAGCGGCUCAAGGCAGAAGAGGCCAGAGAUUUCCCGAUCAGAGUCGUUGCAGGAGAACAUGCGGUCAGUGUGUGCGGAGGGAGCGUUCAGGACAUGCUCAUCCCUGAAUGAGUGCACUGUGGCCGCAGUGUCCCAGCACAGAGACUAUCCACCCCCCGCAAUGAACUCUCAGCAGUCUCCACACUAUGAUUCCUUAGAUCUUCGACAAGUUCAACCAUCAGAGGAUCCCGGGCACCCAGUAGUCUCCGGGCUGGACAAAGAGGAAAGUGAGGCCCAGAGGAGAAGCAAAGUGGCUGCAGAGAGACCCCCAAACUGUAGUUCAUCACAUACAGACACUCUGAGGAAAACAUAGCAUGGGGUCUCCAGACACUCACUCGCUGUAGAUUUCAGUACAGAUUUCCAGAGGGGACUUUGUUUUGUUUUUUCUGAGUUUUCAUGUUGGAAUUUUUGUUUCCAUUGAUAUUUCACCACAUUUCUGUUUACAGGGUUGUGACCUGGUGCUUGUAGUGAUACAGGGUACAUAGUGGCGCCCCCUUGUCAGGAGUGUCAUGUAGCCAUUCAUUUCAAAAUAUUUUGCAAGGACAGGAAAACUUUGUUUACUCCCAUAGGGCGUUCAGGGUCCGAUCUCCCCCAAGGUUUAGUGUAGAUUUAGCACAAUGUAUUUACCCACAGCCGAAUAAGAUGAAACGUCUCCACGUAUAAAACUUUCAUAGAUUGUGCAGAUUUUGAGGAAUUAAGAGUUUCUCUGCGAUGGCGCAAUACUAAAACCACUGCUAGUCACCGGAGUGUCAGUUUUUAACUUUUUAAUCUGUAAGGUACUAUCCAUGUUUACGACUUUUUUAUAGCGUUUAUCUAAGAUGAUCGCUGCUCUUUGUGUGAUGUGUUCAUGUGUGGCCUCUAGAGAGAGACCCUGGUGACUGUGAGAGCCAGUCAGGUGUCCGCACAUGGCUGUAGCGCUGACAUCAGAGUUUACAAAUUUUUGCAGCUGUGCUGUUCCGUGUUCGUCUAUGAAAAGAAUAUAUGAAUGUGCGUAGAACUUAA
This is a messenger RNA of Hyla sarda, 5037 nucleotides long. RefSeq names its product microtubule-associated serine/threonine-protein kinase 2-like. Gene Ontology annotation, molecular function: magnesium ion binding; protein-membrane adaptor activity; protein serine/threonine kinase activity. NCBI's taxonomy places the organism in Eukaryota, Metazoa, Chordata, Amphibia, Anura, Hylidae. The record is from RefSeq and is a predicted model, not a curated record. Gene Ontology annotation, cellular component: apical plasma membrane. Gene Ontology annotation, biological process: protein phosphorylation; protein localization to plasma membrane.